Chelmon rostratus (copperband butterflyfish) is the source of this 2900-nucleotide messenger RNA. RefSeq names its product elaC ribonuclease Z 2 (gene elac2). Gene Ontology annotation, biological process: mitochondrial tRNA 3'-end processing. The coding region runs from base 155 to 2746 and encodes 863 amino acids. NCBI's taxonomy places the organism in Eukaryota, Metazoa, Chordata, Actinopteri, Chaetodontiformes, Chaetodontidae. Gene Ontology annotation, cellular component: mitochondrion. The transcript is spliced from 24 exons. The record is from RefSeq and is a predicted model, not a curated record. Gene Ontology annotation, molecular function: 3'-tRNA processing endoribonuclease activity.
AACCUUUAAAGUCCUGCUGAAUGUGCACCCAGCUACUAUUUGGUAAUUAAUUCUUUAAAAAGGCGUGUGAAAAUGAAUGAACAAGUAUUAACUGAGUUUUUUUAUUGUAAUUAACCGGCGCUGUUUAGUUUUAAUAUUGGGUGACGUAUUUAUUAUGAAUACGGUCCAUCUGAAGCUCUGGUCCUUGCUGUUAGUGAAAGGCAGAACUCUCUCUGCUGCUCCUGUCGCACGCUGUUAUUUUCGUUUCCACCCGCACGUUUUCCAGUUCUUUCGAACAAUGGCUUCUAAUAACAACCCGGAGACGAGACAGCCGCCGGGUGGGAGGAAAGCCAAGCAGAAGGAGCCGCUGCGGCGAGUGAAAACCAAAGAGAACCGGAAUAAACGAGACGACCAUCACGGACCAUCCACGGUGUACCUGCAGGUGGUCGGUGCUGGGAGCAGAGACAGUGCUGCGUCACUCUAUGUCUUCUCCGACUACAACAGGUAUCUGUUCAACUGUGGUGAAGGAACACAGAGACUCAUGCAGGAACACAAGCUGAAAGCUGCUCAGCUGGACAACAUCUUCCUCACCAGGCUGAGCUGGGAGAACGUGGGAGGUUUAUCAGGGAUGAUAUUAACCUUGAGGGACUCUGGUGUUCCAGAAUGUGUUCUCUCUGGACCCCCACAGCUGGUGAACUACCUGAAGGCCAUCAAGUCCUUCUCUGGACCACUGGAAGACAUCAAGCUGUCGGUGCGACCGUGCACUGACGGGUCGUAUACGGACAACACGAUGACGGUUUAUCAAGUGCCAAUGUUUGCCCAGAUGAGGAGCGAUGGCGGAAAGCUCUCCCCCAAGUCCGGCAGGAGCAGCCCCUCUCGAAGUUCUCCCUCUCCGGACGGCUUCCACAGUAACAGCUGCGGAGACAGUCCCGGUGGUCCAGGUGAAACAUAUAAAGUAACCAGAGACACGUCGCUGGUGGUUGCCUUCAUAUGCAAGCUUCACCCCAAGAAAGGAUCUUUCUUAGUUCCUCAGGCCCGUGAGCUCGGUUUGCCCGUAGGCACAGCAGCGAUCGGCCCCCUCAUAACAGCUUUGAAGAAUGGGAAAAGCAUCACGUAUGAAGGAAAAGAGAUCCGACCCGAGCAGGUUUGCACUCCCACUGACCCAGGACCGAUCUUUAUUGUCGUCCAGUGUCCCUCUGAGGAGUUCGUCGAAGCCGUUUGCACCAAUCAGCAGCUGAGAAGAUACCAAACAGGAGGGACAGAGGACCCUGCUGUGCUGGUGGUCCACAUGACCCCAGAGUCUGUUCUGGAAACGGAUCAAUACAAGCAGUGGAUGGAGAGGUUUUCGUCCGCAACAGAACACCUGAUCCUCAACGAGCACGUCUGCACGGUCCACAACAUCAGAAGUCACAAGAUCCAAGCCCAGCUCAACAUGAUUCACCCCGAGAUCUUUCCAGAACUCAUGUCCUACAAAGCCAAGGAGCCUCAGGCUGCCCUGCACAUCCCGAACGUCAGAGCCGAGUGUCUCCUCAAGUUCCAGCUCAGACCCGUAAUGGAGUGGCAAAGAGAUGCCAUCCCCUCCUUCAACGCCGAGGAGUUUGUGAAGGAGGCGUCUGAGGUCCCAAACUUUCUGGAAGAGGUGGACGAGUGCAGGAGGAUCUGCUCGGCCGACGCCGCGGAGCCGUGUGGACAAGGAGACAAAUACCCAGAGGUGGUUUUCUUGGGAACAGGAUCAGCUCUUCCCAUGAAGAUCAGAAACGUCAGCGGCACGUUGGUUAAUAUCAGCCCGAGUCAGUCGAUGCUGCUGGACUGCGGGGAGGGAACCUUCGGUCAGCUCUGCAGACACUACGGGGACGGCGUGGACGAGGCCCUGUCCAAGAUCUCCGCCGUCUUCGUCUCGCACAUGCACGCCGACCACCACACGGGGCUGCUCAUGUUCCUGUAUCAGAGGAAGAGAGCGCUGGCGGCGCUGGGGAAGCCGUUCGGCCCCGUCUACCUGGUGGCUCCGCUCCAGAUCAUGGCCUGGCUCAACAUGUAUCACAACUUCUGCGAGGAGAUCCUGGAUCACGUCAACUUCAUCCCCAACAGAGUCCUUCAAGACGGCGCCGAGGCGCCGAAGGAGAGGACGAAGUCGUUCAUCCAAGCGCUGCUGAAGAAGAACGACCUGGAAAAGUUCCAGACGUGCACAGUGCGUCACUGUAAGCACGCCUUCGCCUGCAGCUUCACCCACCGCUCCGGCUGGAAGCUGGCGUUUUCCGGGGACACCAUGCCCUGCGACGCCUUCGUACACAUCGGAAAGAAUGCAACUUUCCUCAUCCACGAGGCCACGCUGGAGGACGGGCUGGAGGAGGAUGCUGUGGAGAAACGGCACAGCACGACCUCCCAGGCCAUCGGCAUCGGCAUGAGGAUGAACGCCGAGUUCAUCAUGCUGAACCACUUCAGCCAGCGCUACGCCAAGAUCCCCCUGUUCAGUGAGGACUUCACGGACAGAGUCGGGAUAUCGUUCGACCACAUGAGGAUUCGCUUUGGGGACUUUAAAAUCCUCCCCAGGCUCAUUCCCGCACUUAAAGCCCUUUUCGCCGAGGAUAUCGGUGAGAUGGAGGAGAGAAGAGAGAGGAGGGAGCUGAGAUGUCUGAGAGGAAGCAGCUCUGAGGUGAACCGCGAGAGGAAGACGGCCGACGUGAGUCGAGCUGCCAAAAGAGAGCAGGAGGAGGAGGAGGAGGCGGCGGCGCACAGCGUCGAGACGAAGAGGCUGAAAACCAGCUGAAGCCUGAGAGAACAGUUUGGUUUAAACAUGAGCACUGAGACUUUUAUUUAAAUGAAUUUUAUUUGGCUUGUGUGCUUUGAUUGAAGAAAACGCAUGUAUAUUUCUGACACUAUGAAUCGAGUCUUUGUUUUUCAUUAAACGCAGUAAAGUCGUA